This is a messenger RNA of Chelonus insularis, 1457 nucleotides long. Its product is annotated as major royal jelly protein 1-like. Lineage: Eukaryota; Metazoa; Arthropoda; Insecta; Hymenoptera; Braconidae. The record is from RefSeq and is a predicted model, not a curated record. Bases 144 to 1457 code for a protein of 437 amino acids. Gene Ontology annotation, cellular component: extracellular region. The transcript has 6 exons.
UCAACUGGGUGGAUUCACGAUAGUUUUGUUGGAAUUUAUUAGCUACAAAAUCAGCCAAGAUGAAGGAUUAAAUAAGAUAUUAUAUUCUCAUCAAGUUAAUUAGAUAUUUUAAAAGAAAUAAAAUUCAUCAACCAACCGGAAGCAUGUCGCCAUGCUUUUUCCUCAUUUUGAGCUUCUGCUUCAUCGCAGUCAAUUCAGCUGGAAAAUUUAAAACCGUGUAUAAGUGGUCAUGGAUUGAUUAUCUCUGGGAAAGCGAGACCCAACGAACUUUAGCUAUUUUAUCUGGUGAAUAUAAUUACACUAAACCAGUUCUAAUUGACGUCGAUGUCUGGAAAGGCGGGAAGAUUUUCGUAACCACAAUACGAACUGACGGAGUUCCGGCUAGUCUUACAACAAUCUCAGGAGUAACAGGACAUGGUGGACCCCUUCUAUAUCCAUAUCCUAAUUGGCGGUGGGCAAGAAAAGGAGAUUGCAAUGGUAUUACUAGUGUAUUUCGAGUGGCCAUUGAUGAAUGUGAUCGCUUAUGGGUCUUGGAUACUGGAAAAAUAAAUGAAAAUCACGUUUGUCCAGCUCAAUUGCUUGCAUUUGACCUUCACACUGAUCGUCUCAUAAGGCGAGUAAAAAUUCCCAAGAGUGUAGCUCAAAAUAACUUAUCAAAGCAUGGACUAUUGGUUACCCCGAUAAUUGAGACAAGUGGCGUGCACUGUUCAAGGACGUAUGUUUAUAUGGCUGACGUGACUGGAAAUGGUCUUGUUAUUUUUAAUGGAACAACAGUCUGGCGUUUAGAGUCUCCAGUAUAUGCCCCUCAAGAGAUAGCAGCUACUGUUACAAUUGCAAAUGAAUCAUUUUAUCUUGAUGAUGGUAUUCUAGGGAUGGCUUUGAGUCCCAAGAUGAGGAAGAAUUUAAGAUAUUUAAUGUUUCGACCAUUGGCUUCUUUUGAUAUGGUCUCAGUUGAAACAACCAACUUGCAAGAGUCUUAUACCGGUGAUCCAAUCCAUUAUAUGCUAGUAUCCAGAGCAUUACCUAGUCAAGCAGCAGCUAUGGCUUUCUCUACUGAGGGCACGCUUUUUUUCGGGCUCACUCACGAUCUUGCAAUGGCUUGUUGGCACAUCGAUAAGCCUAUUACAAAAGAAAAUAUUGUAAUUCUUGAUAAAGAUGAGAAUGCUUAUCAAUUUGUAAGUGGAGUCAAAGUAAUUCCCUCAUGGAUUACGAAAAAUCAUGAAGAAGUUUGGAUUGUAACAAAUAGAUACCAAAAAAUAGCACUUGAAACUCAAAAUUUCAACGAAAUAAACUUUAGAAUAAUGGCUAGUAGUGUAGAUAAAUUAGUUGAUAAUACAAACUGUAGUCCUUUACUAGGAUAUAAUUUUAUUAAGAUAUUUUUCAAAACAACAUAUAAAGUUGUUUCAUCGAUAAAUAAACUCAAUCAUUUGAAGACUGUGACUAAUAUAAUAACAUAA